UUACUGUCUUUGUUUCUUUGUCUUUUUGGAUUAGAAAGAAGAUGGUGCUAGUUGUUUAUUUUCAUUUUCGUGGAAACCAAACAGAAAGUUAUUUGUUCUGCUGAUUGGUUUCUACUGGUCUCAUCUUCUCUCGUUGACUCGGUUUCCAUGAGUGUUGACUAGCUGUUUGUCUCUUCUUUUGUUCUACUGAGUUUCUUGAUGUUUUGGCUGGGAAUAAAUUUACCUCCUUUUGCUUGCCUGGAAAGUUGAGGGAAAGAACUGAAAUAAUCUAAAGCCCUUUAGGAUUUUUUUCCAGGUAAUUUCUGAGACAUCUACAUAGAAACAUUGCAAGGAGUUUGAUUAUUGAGUCAUGGACAAUACUGGAGGUGGUUCUUUCAUGAGGAAUAGGAGAUUGGAGAGCUUCCUGGAUACAAAUUCCACUCCAAAUGGGAAACAAACCCCAAAGAUUUUGGUGAGGGAAGAAGUGGUAAAAAGUCCCAAGAGUGAUGUUUAUGUUGAAGAUGAUGGGUGGAUUUCUGCAUUGAUAUCUUGUGUAAGGAUUGUGGUUUGUUUUUUGUCAAUGAUGGUCACAACAUUCAUUUGGUCCUUGAUAUUGCUCUUGCUCUUACCAUGGCCUUAUGAGAGGAUCAGGCAGGGAAAUAUUUAUGGGCAUGUUACUGGUAGAAUGCUGAUGUGGAUCUUAGGGAAUCCUAUCAGGAUUGAAGGCCCUGAAUUUUCAAAUGAGAGGGCCAUUUAUGUCUGCAAUCAUGCUUCUCCUAUAGACAUUUUCCUUAUGAUGUGGUUGACUCCCACGGGCACUGUUGGCAUUGCAAAGAAAGAGAUCAUAUGGUACCCUUUAUUUGGACAACUUUAUGUAUUGGCAAACCAUCUUCGAAUAGAUCGCUCCAAUCCUACUGCAGCUAUUCAAUCCAUGAAGGAGGUAGCUCAUGCAGUAGUGAAAAACAACCUGUCACUCAUCAUUUUUCCUGAGGGGACUAGAUCAAAAAAUGGACGAUUACUACCCUUUAAAAAGGGUUUUGUUCAUUUAGCAUUGCAAACGCGCCUCCCAAUAGUUCCAAUGGUCUUUACAGGCACCCAUCAUGCAUGGAGGAAAGGCGGCUUACAUGUUCGGCCAGCGCCUAUAACAGUCAAGUAUCUCCGGCCAAUAAAAACUGAUGAUUGGACAGAUGACAAGGUUAAUGACUACGUCAGACUGCUCCAUGACAUAUAUGUUGAAAACCUUCCAGAGGCGCAAAGGCCUCUUCAUUAGAAGGUACCAGAAACAGUCACACUUCAUGGUUGAGGCAUUUCUUUUUUGUAAUUUAAUAGUCUUGGAAAGUCCCAUGCUAAUAGCUAUUAAAAAUAAUCAUAGUUCACUUCU
This is a messenger RNA of Populus trichocarpa (black cottonwood), 1360 nucleotides long. Its product is annotated as 1-acyl-sn-glycerol-3-phosphate acyltransferase. The transcript is spliced from 6 exons. NCBI's taxonomy places the organism in Eukaryota, Viridiplantae, Streptophyta, Magnoliopsida, Malpighiales, Salicaceae. Gene Ontology annotation, cellular component: endoplasmic reticulum; membrane. The record is from RefSeq and is a predicted model, not a curated record. Gene Ontology annotation, biological process: phosphatidic acid biosynthetic process. Bases 350 to 1249 code for a protein of 299 amino acids. Gene Ontology annotation, molecular function: 1-acylglycerol-3-phosphate O-acyltransferase activity.